This is a messenger RNA of Bufo bufo (common toad), 1561 nucleotides long. RefSeq names its product sialidase-like. The record is from RefSeq and is a predicted model, not a curated record. The transcript is spliced from 3 exons. NCBI's taxonomy places the organism in Eukaryota, Metazoa, Chordata, Amphibia, Anura, Bufonidae. The coding region runs from base 1 to 1446 and encodes 481 amino acids.
AUGAGACUUCACCAGUAUACUACAGUCACUACCACACUACAGUCACCAGUAUACCCCAGUCACUACCACACCCCACAGUCACCAGUAUACCCCAGUCACUACUACACCCCACAGUCACCAGUAUACUACAGUCACUACUACACCCCACAGUCACCAGUAUACUACAGUCACUACUACACCCCACAGUCACCAGUAUACUACAGUCACUACUACACCCCACAGUCACCAGUAUACUACAGUCACUACUACACCCCACAGUCACCAGUAUACUACAGUCACUACUACACCCCACAGUCACCAGUAUACUACAGUCACUACCACACUACAGUCACCAGUACACCCCAGUCACUACUACACCCCACAGUCACCAGUAUACUACAGUCACUACUACACCCCACAGUCACCAGUAUACUACAGUCACUACUACACCCCACAGUCACCAGUAUACUACAGUCACUACUACACCCCACAGUCACCAGUAUACUACAGUCACUACUACACCCCACAGUCACCAGUAUACUACAGUCACUACUACACCCCACAGUCACCAGUAUACUACAGUCACUACUACACCCCACAGUCACCAGUAUACUACAGUCACUACCACACUACAGUCACCAGUACACCCCAGUCACUACUACACCCCACAGUCACCAGUAUACUACAGUCACUACUACACCCCACAGUCACCAGUAUACUACAGUCACUACUACACCCCACAGUCACCAGUAUACUACAGUCACUACUACACCCCACAGUCACCAGUACACUACUGUCACUACUACACCCCAGUCACUACUACACCCCACAGUCACCAUCACCAGUAUACUACAGUCACUACUACACCCCACAGUCACCAGUAUACUACAGUCACUACUACACCCCACAGUCACCAGUAUACUACAGUCACUACUACACCCCACAGUCACCAGUAUACUACAGUCACUACUACACCCCACAGUCACCAGUAUACUACAGUCACUACUACACCCCACAGUCACCAGUACACUACCGUCACUACUACACCCCAGUCACUACUACACCCCACAGUCACCAGUAUACUACAGUCACUACUACACCCCACAGUCACCAGUAUACUACAGUCACUACUACACCCCACAGUCACCAGUAUACUACAGUCACUACUACACCCCACAGUCACCAGUAUACUACAGUCACUACUACACCCCACAGUCACCAGUAUACUACAGUCACUACUACACCCCACAGUCACCAGUACACUACCGUCACUACUACACCCCAGUCACUACUACACCCCACAGUCACCAGUAUACUACAGUCACUACCACACCCCACAGUCACCAGUAUACCCCAGUCACUACCACACCCCACAGUCACCAGUAUACCCCAGUCACCAGUAUACUACAGUCACUACUACACCCCACAGUCACCAGUAUACUCUGGUCGCUGUUUAGUUAUUAUUAGGUUGUUACCCUGUAGUAUGGAGUAUUCUGUCAUUAUUGGGGUGUAUAGUCGUUAUUGGGGGGUCCGGUCACUAUUGGGGUGUUAUCCUGUAGUACGGGGUGUUCGGGUUCGGUCU